CCUUGCGCUUAUAAUUAUCUAGCACCAAGUAUUUUUUUUAUUUUUUUUUAAAACAAAAUGGGAACUUUCACUAAAGUCAUUUUUACUGGUAUAUGUGUCGCAUUCCUGGCUGUCAAGUGGAAUGCACCCAAGUUUGAUGCAGAAUCACUCAAGGGCGCCAGGGUAUUGGUGACGGGGGCCAGCACGGGUAUCGGUGAACAAAUGGCGUAUCAUUAUGCCCGCUUUGGUGCCCAGAUUGUUAUUACAGCAAGGAGGGAGAAAGUAUUACAGCAGGUGGUAGAAAAGUGCCUAAGUUUAGGGGCCCAGAAAGCUCUUUAUGUUGCAGCAGACAUGUCCAGUGAGUCUGAGCCUGCUAAAGUGGUAGAUUUUGCUCUGGAGAAGCUGGGAGGGUUGGAUUACCUGGUUCUCAACCACAUUGGCCCGAGCCCCUUCAGCAUGUGGACGGGAGAUGUGGAUCACACCAAGUGGCUGAUGAGUGUCAAUUUCUUCAGCUAUGUUCAGAUGGCUUGGAAAGCUUUGGCCUCCCUUGAAGACAGUAAAGGAUCACUCAUAAUUGUUUCAUCACUUUUGGGUAAAAUGUCCAGUCCCUUCGUGGCGCCAUAUACCUCAACAAAAUUUGCCUUGAACGGAUUCUUUGGGUCCCUUCAGCACGAGCUGGCUAUGAAGAAAAGCAACGUGUCGGUGUCUAUAUGCACGCUGGGGCUCAUUGAUACCGAAGCAGCUAUGGAUAAAGUCAAGGGUGUCACUAAAGUACCAGCCUACCCUGCCACAGACGCAGCCUUGAACAUCAUCAUGACAGGUGCUACGAGACAGUCGGAUCUCUUCUACCCCUGGUUCACGUACAUUGCGGCUGCCAGCAAAGACAUGUUUCCUUCUGUUACAAACUAUAUCAUCCAGAACUCCUACAACUACAUCCCUUGAAGCGCGUCGGUCUGUAGCACUAUUAUAAAAGUUCUCAAUUCACAACAUUGACGUGCUAGAGCUUUGAUAUCAAGUGUAUAAUGAAUUGAUACACACACUGAGCAUGGAUAUACUGUGGACGGUUCUGUCUAUAUCUAGUAAAUUCCACUUAUAUUCCUCUCAGAUUUAGCUUUCAUACUCUAGUACACCCAAUUUUGUACCCUAAUCUUUGGUUUCCACUUUCCUCAUUUUGCUUUUUGAGAGUGGUCCAGCUCUAAAAUGUCUACAGGGAGAACAGCUCAGUGAGUCAGUGAGUGUAAAUCAAGAAAGAAAAAAAUACACCAGACUCACCACUCAUAAGACAGCACAUGGUGCAACACACAAUAUGAGAGGACGCCUCCUCUUCUUCAGAUGAGAUUCAGCUUUGGAUCUAAUAUCAAACUUUUACAUUAUUGCUAUUCUGCGGUCAAAGAAGGAAACAAAUAAAACACAUUUUCACCGUA
Stegastes partitus (bicolor damselfish) is the source of this 1403-nucleotide messenger RNA. It is a transcript of the gene hsd11b1la, whose product is annotated as hydroxysteroid (11-beta) dehydrogenase 1-like a. Gene Ontology annotation, molecular function: oxidoreductase activity. NCBI's taxonomy places the organism in Eukaryota, Metazoa, Chordata, Actinopteri, Pomacentridae. Gene Ontology annotation, cellular component: intracellular membrane-bounded organelle. The coding region runs from base 58 to 921 and encodes 287 amino acids. The record is from RefSeq and is a predicted model, not a curated record. The transcript has 6 exons.